CUAGAUAAAACUAGAUUCAAGAUUGCCUCCCUAGUUCUGUCAGUCGGACCCUAGAUCAUGAGAAUGAAUGAAUGCAUGAUCAUCUGACAUCUGUCGAUCUGAUAAUCAUCAUCUCACUAAUCAUAAUGAUUCACUAAUUGGAGUAAUCUAAAUCUCGGUCACAGUGAUUGAAUGAUAUUCAGUUCAGUCCAAUCAUCAGUCAAUGUAAUCACUGUGCACUGACUCAGUGAGUGUCUCUCAGAGACUCUCUGACUACUGAGUCAGUGACUGUCGUUGUCACCGUUGUGUCAUCUCUGUCCAUUGAGCUCCUGUAACCGAAUCCCUUUAUUUUCCCGAUUUGAGCAUGUAAGAACUAAGUGUCAUAGAUUCAUUUGAAAACAGCAAUGCAAGUCUUUCUAAGAAAUACUUUCAAGACAUCUGUAAUCAGUGUAAGCAGUAUUAGCAAGUUUAUGAGUAAACAGAACAUCAUAUCAAGGACACUAUUUAAUCUGCACACUCCACAGAUUUUAUAUUUAACUUGCGGUACAUCUUUCAGUGUCUUCCCUUUGAUUCACUGCAGUCCUAUCAAAUCUGUGUUAGACUGCAAUAUCAGACUCAUCCUCUGCCAGAAUCGGACAAUCUUCACGCUACGAAACAGGUUAUUCAGCUCUCAAUUAGGUCAAGGUAGUGAUAUUGAAGGUCGCCCUGUUGACGCUGUUGUAAUAAGUCAAGUAACUAUCAAUAUGACGACUCACAAUGUUCUACAUAAUCAAACUGAAAACUAUUUCUUUAUCGUAUUAAAAGGUGAAGAAAAGAAGUUGGCCAAACUGGAGUAUGUUUGGAUCAAACCAGGACUUGUGGAUCUAUAUCACACAGAGGUUCCAGCGGAGUAUCAAGGACAAGGGAUAGCCAAACAACUAGUUCUUGCUGCAUUGAAUGCUCUGUGUACAGAAGGGGUGACUAUUAGACCUACUUGUAGCUAUGUGCAGAAAGUGCUACGUGAGAACCAAACACAGCAAUACAUUGGUCACAUUGAGACGGGUUUCAAGAUUUAACAAUAUACAGAAUGAUGUGUAGCAUUUGUUGAGAAUGAUUUUAUGUUCUAAUGUACCAGUAUAGGAUUUGUUGAGAAUGAUUUUAUGUUCUAAUGUACCAGUAUAGGAUUUGUUGAGAAUCAUUUUAUGUUCUGAUGUGUAGAACAUAAAAUCAUUGAGAAUGUGAGAAUGAUUUUAUGUUCUGAUGUGUAGAACAUAAAAUCAUUGAGAAUGUUGAGAAUGAUUUUAUGUUGAUGUGUAGCAUCAUUUGUUGAGAAUGAUUUUAUGUUCUGAUGUACCAGUAUAGGAUUUGUUGAGAAUGAUUUUAUGUUCUGAUGUACCAUUAUAGGAUUUGUUGAGAAUGAUGUACCAUUCUGGUGUGUAGCAUUUGUUAAGAUUGACUUGAUAUUCAAGUGUAAAUUGUUACUGGUAUAUAGUUUUUGAGAAUUUGAUAUUUAGUGUAUCAAUAGUUGAAUAUUAUAUCAAGGUACCUGGUAUCAGUUGUUGAAUGGAUAUUCCAGUGUAUGAAGCACUUUUUAAGAAUGGUUGGAUGCUUUUCUUUCAUACAUCUGUCCCAUAGAGUACAGGUAUAUAUUUAUUUUAGUAACUGGAAUAAUAACUAUGUUAAACAGUU
Messenger RNA from Biomphalaria glabrata, 1647 nucleotides. RefSeq lists its product as uncharacterized. The record is from RefSeq and is a predicted model, not a curated record. The transcript has 5 exons. NCBI's taxonomy places the organism in Eukaryota, Metazoa, Mollusca, Gastropoda, Planorbidae. Bases 384 to 1034 code for a protein of 216 amino acids.